AUGCCUCGUCUGAUAACAGCUCGCAAUGUUGUCAUAUUCGUUAAUGUCAUACUUCUCACUGCGCUAUUUUAUCAUCUGAAGUCUGAGCUUUGGGACAAGAAUGCCGCCGCAGUUGGAUCGGCCACUCUGACACACCUUCCCGACGAACUUUACGACGAGCAACAGCCGGACGAGUCAUCGCGCAACCCAAAGGAGAAACCGCUAAAGGCAAAUGGUGGUGUUAAAGCGCGCCGAACUGCAGUAGUUGUCGCGAGCCAGAGUUCUGAAAACGCGACGUGGCUCGAAGAAUACUUCCCAGAGUGGGAGAAGAACAUCUAUCGUGUAGAUGACGCGAAUGCGCCACUUACGGUGCCCAAGAACAAGGGCAGAGAGAGUAUGGUGUAUCUGACCUACAUCAUCGACCAUUACGCCUCGCUUCCCGAUAACGUCCUCUUCAUCCACCCAAACCGCUACCAAUGGCACAACGACGACCCAGACUAUGACGGCCUUCCCAUGCUGCGCCACUUCCAGCUGCCUUACCUCGAGAAAGAAGGCUAUGUCAAUAUACGCUGCGCAUGGUCCUUGGGCUGCCCGAGCGAGAUUAAGCCUCUUGCUGAAGAAGGCGAACACAGGGAGGCCGUGCAUGCCGGUGGGCAGUAUAAGAAGGCCUUUGAGCACCUAUUUCCAGGAGAAAAGGUACCCGCUGCCGUAGGCGUGAGCUGCUGUGCACAGUUCGCGGCCACCAAAGAGAAGAUCAAGGAAAGAACCAAGGAGCAGUACGAGAAGUAUCGUGACUGGAUCAUGGAGACAGAUCUCGGUGAUGCUAUCAGCGGUAGAGUCUUUGAGUACUCCUGGCAUAACCUCGAAGACAUUGUUCAUCUUGGUCAAACAUGUCGGCAAUUGAGGGCUUUACUAGACGAAAGGACAGUUUGCAGACGCACUGUCGAAAUCAACUAUCCAUAUACAGAAGAAGCAUUGUUAGCCAGAGAGGAAAAAACUACCUACAAGCAAGCCUUCCAGGCUAUUUAUGACAGAAGAAAUGCUUUGUCAACUGCACACCCUUUUUCGGCUCGCGUCUUAGGCCAGGGGAAUACUUUUGUGUAUCGUCAAGGGACUAUAUGUGUUUUUGACGCUGGAAUGAUCCAUGUCUCGGAUCUAAGCUCUCGAUCGGAUGCUGUUCGUCUUGAUCUCGCCACCAUUGUUCGGCCUGUUCUAGAGUCGAAGUUUAGAGCGUUUGGUAGCUUUGGCUUGCGCUUGCUUUACCAUGCUGAUGGAAUACUCACUGUGCACGCCACACCAAAUUAUAGCUCAGAUCAUAGCCACAUAUUCGCUAUCAAGACGGCGGCGAAUCUUCCGAUUGGGCAAAGAGUGAUCGAAUCGGUACAAGUGGCUAGAUGUUCUAAGCUGUUCGCCAGGCAUAACGCCCGUUAUUUAUACUACGGGACACAUACUGGAGUAGGAGAUGAUGGCCACUCUAAAUGGGAGAUCGAUGGCAUCUCACUUGACGAGAACUUCCCACUACCGGAACGCGAAAGACCAGUAUUGCUCGACAAGUUCCACGGAUCUGAUAUCGGCUCUACGAUUGCGUUUGAGAUACAUAAUGACUACUUCUACGCCGUUUCGAAUCAAGGCACCUUUGAAGUUGAAGAGAUCGACUAUACAUCGUUUUAUCAUGUAGUCCGGUUCCCCCUCAAUUCACCUUUGGCAGAAGAUGUUUCUAAGGAUGAGCGUCUCUAUCGUCGCCAACACAAACAGGGGCCAAUCCACGACUCAUGGACCGAUCUUACGCUACAGCAUGAUGAGCGUACAAACGAGACGGUGAUUGUGGAGUCGCGGCGAGAAUGGGCUCAAGCAUCCUCUCGUCAGUCACGCACGUUCUAUGUCACCAAACUGGACUUCAAAGAAGAGGAUGAUAUGGAAGAGUUGUCCGACGAGCCGCUACUGCCUGAGAACGAUAUCUACGUCCCACUCCUAGACUCCUCGAACAAUGCUCACUGGAAACCCACACCAGACCUCUACAGUUGGAGCCAACAUCCCGAAUUCUCACCUACCGAUCCUUCACCCCGCUCUUUCAUCCUAGCAAGAACCAAAUUCCGGGCGUACAAUUACGCCUCCACGUCCUUUGUCGAUCUCGUAGAAGAUGACCGGUGCUGCAACGACCCUUCUCAGCCCCCAUGCCUCAGGCUCCGCAUAGGAUCACGACGCGAAUUAGGUCUCGACUACGGCGUCGUAAGCUGCAAAGGAAAAGCCCCCAUCGACGACAUGAAGCCCAACUUUUUGGAUACCCAAACACGAUACCAUCAGUCGCCUAUCCGCAUGUGGCCCCCUCCAGCAUCUCGCUGCCCCUGCUCAAAACGUCUGCACAGUAUACUUAAUCCACCACUACCAUCCAACUCCCCGUCGCACACAAGAAGCGUCACGGGUGUACUCGACGAGCAACGUCUAGUCUUCAUGGUGAAACCAGGGCGCUCUUACGGCUCCAACGACGACAACACAUCAGGCACAAUCGUCGUGGUGGACUUCUCCCGCCCUCCUACAUCUGUCGCCGACACACCCUCAGCGUUACAACCACCGUCUAUGUCACGAUGCGAUAGCAAGAUGGACGGUGAAGUGGACGUUCAUAUUGACCCGUCGGCGUGGCAUUGGUCGUCCGAUUCAAAGGGGCGUUGCCGAGCCAAAACGUGUCAUUAA
Molecule: messenger RNA, 2670 nt
Organism: Alternaria atra
Lineage: Eukaryota; Fungi; Ascomycota; Dothideomycetes; Pleosporales; Pleosporaceae
Exons: 4
Coding region: 1-2670 (889 amino acids)
Source: RefSeq, a predicted model, not a curated record